This is a messenger RNA of Actinia tenebrosa (Australian red waratah sea anemone), 1522 nucleotides long. RefSeq names its product dehydrogenase/reductase SDR family member 9. Gene Ontology annotation, biological process: steroid metabolic process. Lineage: Eukaryota; Metazoa; Cnidaria; Anthozoa; Actiniaria; Actiniidae. Gene Ontology annotation, cellular component: intracellular membrane-bounded organelle. Gene Ontology annotation, molecular function: oxidoreductase activity. The record is from RefSeq and is a predicted model, not a curated record.
CGUUAGUUCAUUCCUCGUGUUUCACUCAUUCGAUAGCUCCAAAUCAUCGUACAAGGGUGAUUCCACAAUGGCUGAUUCAUUCUCCUGUGAUCCUUGCUUCUUAUUACUUCUCCUCGCCAUUUCCAUCUUCACGCUGUUCGUUGCCUGGUUGUUCCUGAGGUCUUUCUUACCAAAGCCAAAAAUAAAAGACUUCCAUAAAAAGUACGUCCUGAUCACAGGCUGCGACUCAGGCUUUGGGCGGAGAACAGCGAUCCUUUUGGACGAGCUUGGAUUCAAUGUCAUCGCUACAUGUCUCACGACCCAAGGCAAAGAAGGCCUCCAAGAAGUCUGCAGUAGUCGUCUGAUUGCUGCAUUAAUGGACGUUACUGAUUCCGAACAAAUAAGGAACUUCUACGAUGAAGUGAAGAAAAUAAUUCCGAGCGAGGAAGGGUUGUGGGCAGUGGUGAAUAACGCUGGUUACAUGACACUAGCACCCUUAGAGUGGUUCAAACUGGAAGACUACAAGAAAAUGGCGGACACUAACCUGUGGGGCCUGAUUGACGUGACCAAGACAUUUCUGCCACUGCUGAAGAAGGCUAAAGGAAGGAUAGUGAAUUUUGGAAGCAUUGCAGGUUUGGUCAGUCCAGCCACCUUCGCUCCCUACUCUAUCACCAAGUACGGCGUCGAAGCCUUCUCAGAUGCGUUACGCAGAGAGAUGGUCCACUGGGGAGUGAAAGUCUGUAUCAUGGAGCCACAGGCCUUUCAAACACUGUUGCUUCACGAGUUAACUGGCAAGAAGUUGGUGUCACUAUGGGAUGGGAUAAGCGAUGACAUGAAGAAGGAAUAUGGCGAAGAGUACUUAGAACACUGCAAGCGUUACCUUGUAGAAGGAGUCUUUAAGAAAUCAUCCAAAAACAUCGACCUUGUUGUGAAUGACGUCAUUGAUGCCCUCACGUCACGUGAUCCACGCCCUCGCUACCUCAUUGGUAGACAAGCAAAGAUUGUAGGCUUUUUCUCAUUGUUGCCUACAGUAGUGCAGGAUUACAUCUUUAAACCAAUAAUGUGAAUGUGCGCAUGCGCUAUUUAAUCUCUCAAUCACAGAUCCCUGUCUUUCUUACUACGCUUGCUAUACUAAUUAUUGCGAGAAACAUUGUGAAAUUCUUGAAAUUCUAGGGUUUCCCAGAGUCUCCGGCAUUUCGUCGAGCAGGCCCAGUCAGAAUGACAGAAUUUUGGGGUGUAGAGCAUUCUCGUUCAGAGCUCCUCAUCUUGGGUGUUUAUUGUUGUUGAUGUAUCAACCUAGCUACGACUACAAGAAUGCUCAUCGAGAUUUUUCUUUUACUUUCUCAGUCUUCUUUCUUCAUGAGUAUAUUUUAAUUUUUAGUAAACUGAUCACACAAGGUGUGCAAGGGAUUCUGGUAGAUGUAGUAUAUGACGAUAAACUGUGUUUAAAAGGUUCUUUUAUAUUUUUAGAAAAAACUAAUGAAAAAUAGAAAAAUAAUUCGAGUAAGACUUAAUCAUUUAAGAAUUACAUUUUAUACUGUAA